CAUUGGGUCAGAAAAGGAAAAUAACAUCAGAUUUAUCUGCUUGCACCUGGAAACCAAAAACUACUAUGGUCUCUGCAACAGUAUGGAUACCAGAUAUAGAUUGUAAGGGAUCAGAGCUCCCCACAAUCGAUCCCAUGUCACUAUCUUUAUUGGGGUACCUGAGGCUUAGCAAACAUUUCCUUCAUAGCCACAUUCAGUACACUGUCAAUUAUGAGAAAAUGGAUGCAGAUACCAACAACAGAACACCAUAUGUAGUCAUUGAGGGCGAAACCCUCUAUUCUAUAGAGGAGGUCCGGAAAACAAAAUUCAUCUUGGAAAAAGUAAGGGGCAUUCCACCACAUUGUUGUGUACCACUUAUAGCAAGGCUGAUAGGGGAUAUUGAGAAUGCAUGCUAUUAUGGACUCACGUUUUUAUAUCCAAAUAUAACAUGGCGUCCUCAACCUUCUGUUCCGGUGCUCGAACUUUUGGAGAAACAUAUGUUUAAUGCUUGCGAAGCUCUUAGUGAAAUACUGGGUGAUAAUUCACAUUUGCUGGAUAAAUGGUAUAGCAAAGGUUACAUGUUUCCAUCAUAUCUAGAUGCCAAAUUGUUUGGUGCAGCAAUUGUUAUACAAAAAUGUUUCAAGAACAACGGCUAUGGUUAUGGAAAUAGAAGGAUGAAUACCCAAACAGGCACGGCCCAAAGGGAAGAUGUUAUAAGCAGGACGGUUUAUGUAUACGACAUUGAUCAUCAGGUGACUGAAGAGCAGCUCACAGCACUCUUUCGUAGCUGUGGACAGGUUUUCGAUUAUCGUAUAUAUGGUGAUGCCAAUUCUGAACUUCGAUUUGCCUUCAUUCAGUUUGAAGAAAAAGAAGGUGCAAGUAGUGCUCUGAGUCUUGCAGGAACUACGCUUGGGUUUUAUCCCGUUGGAGUACUUCCUUCCAGAACUGUGAUUGGACAGGAUAAUCGAACCGUUCUUCCAAGGGUUACUCAAGCAGAUGUCAAGCUGUUCUUCGAGUCCUUUUGUGGACAGGGAUCUCAGUAUUGUUCGAAUAUAUAUGGCAUUUUGAGGAGGCAUUUGAAUUUGGAAGCAUAUCUUGAUAGGUUGCAUGCGCAACUAAUCUUACCACUAUGGCACAAAUGUAAGUAUUCCCUUGAUAGUUCAACUCGUGAAAUAUUUAUUUUGAGAAUUGUAAUUAAUAUCAAUUUUGUAUUGAAUGCUCAUGCAGCUGUCAUAUAUAGUGAUGACUGGAAACAGGAUCCUGAGUUCCUUGAUAAUUUGAUAGAUUCUAGAAUUGGUGGAGGUACAGCUUAUGUCUAUUCAUGCCGAUCUGAUAAACAACACUUGUUACGGUUGGACCAAGGAGAGUACGCUUUGAAGGUUAAAAUAAAAGCGAUAGAGGAGGAACUCUACUAUCUUGAACUCUUGCUACAUAAGUCUUUCAUAGAUUUAUGUGGGUAUGGCAUCUGGUGUGAGGGGAUUAGAAUGACGCCUACGAAAGCAUUUCUGGUUUUCCCUUUAAUGAAGAAGGGGAGUCUAUUUUCAAACAUUGAAGAGUUAGAUUGGCGAACUGCAUUUAAAGUGGUACGACAAAUAGCAUACUCCUUGCAUAUACUACACAGUAGUCAGUUGGUAUUUUGCGAUUUGAAGCCACAGAAUGUACUUCUUGAUGAUAAUGACAACGCAAUUAUGUGCGAUCUUGAGUCGAUUCGACAUCAAUUUGCAGAUGUGGUUCAACAAACAAGUAGUUACAAUGAUAAAACUAAAGUUGCAGUGCCCAGUUUCGAUAUGUAUUCGUACGGCGUGAUGCUCUUACAGAUUCUCACAGAAGAAUGCUUACCAAAUUCCAGUGGUCCUAGAAUUAGCAUUCAAAGAAGGUUUGCAGGUUAUAGAAUUAGAGAAACACUGUGGAACACUGGGUGCAAAGGAAGGAUAGCAAAUGACAUGAUCACGUUAGCCUUAGAUUGCAAAAAAACCAGCCGACCAUCUGCAAUUGAAACCAUGAGAAGGUUGGAUGCCAUUGGCAAACCGGAGCCAUGACAAGGUAUGGCGGAGGAAUCACUCCUGAAGGAAGAAGGGAUCACUCCUAGAACAAGAAGGAAAAAGAGCCAUAUUUGUGGACUCUUAGACCUAUUCUACUUUACAAAAGUUUCAACCCAAAACUCUAUUUCCUAAUGCUACUGAAAACUUCAAAUUGCAAAAUGGAGGAGCAAAAUCUUCCCUUCUCUAUAUGUUUCUUCUACUUUUAAGUUGUCGGAAUUAUCCUAAGCAUGAAAUUCUUGACACAAGGCAAAGAUCUUAGUGUAACAGCUUGUAUCUGUGUUUAUUUUGCAGCCCCAUCAUCCAUGUCUUUGAGAAAACUAGGAAAAUACACCAUGUUGACUUGGGCACUUGGAAAGAAGUAUGCUUGGUAGAUACAAGAGAAAGACAAGCUUUGAUUAGAAAAGCUGAGAGUAAUUGGCUUAAAAAAUUUAAAGAACAAUAAAUACUAGAUAUUUUCAAGGUCUUCUUAUUAUCGGGAAACGGAGUCUUAAUACUUUCUAAUUAUCAAACUUUCAUCAACAAUCAAAAGGGUAAGUGGAGAAGGAAAAUUAAAACAUGACCGCAGCAUUGGGUUCAUUGUUUUUUUCACAACCCAUCAUUUUGACCAAAAACUGAAGGAAGUUCCAAUGCAUAAGAUCAUAGAUAAAAGUAGUCAAGUCACAUGUAUGUAAAGACAAGUCUGUGCCACUCACUCUUACUGGAAAAUCCCAACUCUCCCAGUUUUACUACUUCUUUCUCUUCUCAUUUUUAAAAAAUUGAUCUUCUACACACCUAGGUUCGAUGUUUCACUCAUCUGCUCACUCUAAGCUUUGUCCAAUAUAACAAUCUUGAAAACCGAAAUCCUAUCAGAUGCAUACUGGUAUCAUGGCAGAGAGAUCCUAUUUGAUUCUAUAUUGCUUCUAUUACUGCUCCAACUAUUAAUUCUAUUUUGCUACCAUCACUGCUCCAACUAGUGAAUCUAUUGUGUCUACCAUUACUGCUCCAACUAGUGAAGCUUGUGCAUAUUCUUCUUAGUUCACCUUAUU
This is a messenger RNA of Solanum tuberosum (potato), 3046 nucleotides long. RefSeq lists its product as uncharacterized. The record is from RefSeq and is a predicted model, not a curated record. Lineage: Eukaryota; Viridiplantae; Streptophyta; Magnoliopsida; Solanales; Solanaceae. Gene Ontology annotation, molecular function: protein kinase activity; RNA binding; ATP binding. The coding region runs from base 66 to 2018 and encodes 650 amino acids. The transcript has 16 exons. Gene Ontology annotation, biological process: protein phosphorylation.